Messenger RNA from Hyaloscypha bicolor E, 1290 nucleotides. RefSeq names its product galactose mutarotase-like protein. The transcript has 3 exons. Gene Ontology annotation, biological process: beta-D-galactose catabolic process via UDP-galactose, Leloir pathway; glucose metabolic process. Bases 1 to 1290 code for a protein of 429 amino acids. NCBI's taxonomy places the organism in Eukaryota, Fungi, Ascomycota, Leotiomycetes, Helotiales, Hyaloscyphaceae. The record is from RefSeq and is a predicted model, not a curated record. Gene Ontology annotation, molecular function: carbohydrate binding; aldose 1-epimerase activity.
AUGCGCACAUCGUCUGCAGCUCUCGCUGCAUUCCUCUGGAGCAGCUCGAUUCUUGCACGCCCACAGAUCCCGGGUCAGACGUUGACGGGCACAGCGGGCAACACCACAAUUGCUGGAUCUAGCGCGGGCCCAGACAGCAAUGGCAAAUAUGUCAUUGAGGGGGUAGGCAUCCGCGCCACUUUCAUCCCGUAUGGAGCGAGUAUCUCGAAUCUGUUUAUUAAUGAUACGAACGGUGUCGAGAGGGAUAUCGUUACAGGCUUUGAUAACGCUAGUUAUUAUGGGAUUGACCGUCAACAUCCUCAUUUCGGCGGCGUUCCAGGCCGCUACGCGAACCGCAUCAAGAAUAGCAGUUUCGUGAUCGAUGGAAAGACCUACCAUGUUCUUCCCAAUGAGAACCCGACCAAGGACGCCCCUGCUGGCGCGGAUACGCUGCAUGGGGGCCCAGAUGGCUGGGAUUGGAGAAACUGGACUGUCGUCGCGCAUACGAGUGAUAGUAUUACUUUCUCACUGACAGAUCCGGAUGGCGAUCAAGGCUUCCCUGGAGAAGUGGUUAGUUACGUUACGUAUAGUUUGGGCCAUAUGACGUGGGAUUUUCAGAUGGUUGCGUUGGCGACGACGAAGAAGACGCCGAUUAUGUUGAGUUCACAUACCUACUGGAACCUCGACGGCUUCGCCAACACGGAGACCGCCACCGCCCUCAACCAUUCCCUCUGGAUGCCUUAUGCCGGGCAACGCGUCGGCACAGACAACAUCCUCAUCCCCACCGGCGAUAUCCUCUCCAACCAGCAAUACUCACUCAACGAUUUCUGGUCUUCUCCAAAGCAAAUCGGUGCGAAUUUCUCGAAUCCAGACCUCCUUGGGAAUUGCGGCUUCAACUGCACGGGCUACGAUACCUGCUACCUCACCGACCGCGCCGCGGACGGACCUUACGAUUGGCGCGAAAAGGGGCCGGUUGCGAGGUUAAGGAGUGCGUGGAGUGGAAUCCAAGUCGAUGUCUUCACAGACCAGGACGCAUUCCAGGUUUAUAGCUGUGGCGGGCAGAACGGCUCCAUGGCGCUGAAGUCCACACAAGGAUUGCAUGGGGUAGAGGGAAGAGAGAGGACGAUCCAGCAGUAUGGAUGUGUGGUGAUGGAGGUCGAGGAUUGGAUUGAUGGCAUCAAUCAGCCGGAGUGGGGGAGGGGCAAGAAGCAGAUUUUUGGGCCGGGCGAUGAGCCGUAUGUCUUGCAGGCUAGUUAUCGGUUUAGUUUGAAUGGGACAGCGGUCGGGUUGAAUGGGCCGGGCAGUGGGUAG